AUGCUUAUCAGAAGAAAGGGGGAUUCAGUUGCCAGUGGAACUGUGCAUGGUCAGCCAGGUUUCGCCCAGGAGCCGGUCGACACCACCGUGGCAGAGGGGGGUGAAGCCAUCAUACACUGCGUCAUAGAUAACCUGGACGCCAGCGCCAGGGUGCUAUGGACCAAAGGGAGCACCAACACACCGCUGGGACUAGACAGGGAUAUGCCAGGCUUCCCGAGGUACACCAUCAUAGGUGACCCCGCACGCGAGGCCAAUCUGCGCAUCGUUAACGCUCAGUUGGAGGACGACGACACCUAUCGCUGUCAAGUUCCCGGACUCCGCUCUGAUGAAGUAACACUGACUGUCCAAGUCCCCCCGGACCCCCCGACGAUCGACGACCACGAGAACGGCACCCGGAUCACGGUGGACCCCCCGGCGGCCGUCACCUUAACCUGCCGGGCCAACAACGCGCGCCCCGAGGUCGUCAUCACCUGGCUGAAGAACGGGGAGCCCGUGCUGUACCUCACGCCCACCACGGUGGUGGCGGACGCCGGCGACCCCCUGGGCAAGAAGAAGAACCUGGCCAGUACCCUGAUGCUGAACCCGGAGAAGGAGGACAACGGGGCUGAGUACAAGUGCCUGGUGGAGCACCCGGCGCUGAUCAGGCCGUACUUUGUCACGGUGGUCGUGAAUGUCCGAUUUCCACCUGGUCCCCCGCUGAUCACUGGUUACCAGCAGGGUGUAGCGGUACGACAAGGAGACGUGGUCGCUCUGGACUGCGCUUCUAGAGGCGGUAAUCCACUCGCUGAGGUGUACUGGUGGAAAAACGGCGUCCAGAUGGACCACUCCUACAUCACGGAUGGCGCGGGUGCGCGCAACACCCUCCCGAUAACGGUCGGCUACAGCGACAACAACGCCGUGUACAAGUGCCAAGUCAGCAGUGUGGUGCUCCCAGAGCCGCUCACCGCCCAAGUCCAGUUCACUGUCUACUUCCCGCCUGCAUAUGUGAACAUUACGGGUCACGAGAAUAUGGUGAACUCUGGAGCUACGCUAACACUGCAGUGCACAUCAGCCAACAGCAACCCCAGCGCCUCGAUCUCCUGGUACACCGGUGGUCAGCAGGUCAGCUCCUCCAACGACGUGGUAGUCCCCGCCCCCAACGGGGGGUUCAUCACCUCGCAGAACCUGACCAUCACCGUGAUAGGCCAGACGGACAGCAUGGAUUACAUGUGCCAAGCUACCAACCUGGAGUUGUACGAGUACGCCAAUGCGGUGGCCACGGUCAACGUCAUGUAUCCUCCCGGGCGGCCGCUCAUCUCGGGCUACGAGGAGGACGAGGAGGUCAAAGCCGGCAACCUCCUGCGGCUGACCUGCAUCGCGGUGGGCGGCAACCCUCUGGCCACGCUGACCUGGCAGAAGAACGGCGAGGAGCUGGAGGGGGACUACGGCACCAGCGGCCAGCUGGCCACCAACGAGCUGCCGCUGAUCCUGAAACAGACCGACAACAAGGCCAACUACAGCUGCAGCGCCUCCAAUCAGGCUACCCCGACGCCGCUGGUCACUCAGGUCUCGCUGGAUGUACUCUUUCCACCUGAGAGAGUUUUCGUGACUGCCGAGCCCCCUCAGUCAAGAGAGGGCGACAGAGUGCUUGUCAAGUGUCGCACCGCCAGCAGCAGUCCAGCCAGUGUACUGUCCUGGUGGAGGGACGGAGUACCCAUAGACGGCGGUGAGGCUGUCGUCGAGCCGUCGGAUAACAGCGGUUUCUCCACCAGCAGUGAGUUGGUCAUCGAGAACGUGUCGCUGUCCGACAACGGUCGAGUAUUUCUCUGCCGCGCCAAGAACGACCUGAUCGUGGAGGCCGUGAACGACGGCUUGAUCAUGGACGUCAGAUUCAAGCCCCAGAUCAGCAUCGCCGACCAAGUCACCAUCAGCACCCGGGAGGGACCGGGUCUACAGAUCCUCAACUGCACGGCCACGGGCAACCCGGAGGCCUUGACCUACGUCUGGCACCAGAACGACGCCCCCAUCGCACUGGAAGGGAACACCCGCUUCACUGUCAACGAAGCCGGCUCGCUGUUUGUCCACAACGCCACCCGGACGGAGGUGGGCAAGUACAUGUGCGUCGUCAGCAACGAGGAAGGAAGCAGUAACAUCACGAUCACGUUCAAUGUACAGUACUCGCCCAUUAUCUCCACCGGCGACCAGGUCGUCAUCAACCUCUUCUCCAUCAGUGAGCUGGCCUGCGAGGCAGACGCCAGCCCCAAGCCCGAGGGGUUCAUCAGGUGGUCGCGGGAAGGGUUCGACCUGAGCGCGCACCAGACCGAGUACAGCGAGGGCCGAGGGAUCCUGCGCAUUCUCAACGUCUCCAAGGCUGACGGCGGGCUGUACACCUGCACGGCCGACAACGGCAUCGCGCCGGCUUCUACCAAGAAUAUACAGGUGGUCGUGCAGUUCGUUCCGGAGAUUGACCGCACCGUCCCCAACAAGGUGGCCCAGAGCAUCGGCCAGUUGGCGGUGCUGCGUUGCCGGGCGGAGGGCGCCCCCGUGGUCAGAUUCAAAUGGUUCCAAGGAGGAUCAGAGGUGAACGUGACCAGCGACCAUUACACGUUUGACACGCGUCAGGAUCUGACCUACUCCAAUCGCUACGAGAGUCGUCUCUACAUCGGCCCCGUCAACGAGGUCUUCGACUACGGGACCUACGUCUGCAAAGCUUACAACGAUCUCGGCGAGACCACUGUCUCUGUCCAGCUGGAACAAACCAGUGCACCGGAGGCGCCCUUUGACCUAAAAGUGGACCAGAUCCAACACAACUCGGUCAAGCUGAGCUGGAAACCAGGUUUUGACGGAGGCCGGCCCCAGACCUUCCAGGUGCGUUUCAACCAGAAGGGUGAGCUGCAGUACCAGUACGUGGACGUGGUGCCGCCCAACGCCACCUCCUACGCCGUCACCAACCUCAACCCGGAGACAGACUACGAGUUCACGGUGCGAGGACGCAACGACCUGGGCACAGGAACCUACUUCCUGGGUAUCGUCUCGGCAACAACCAAAAUUGCACCAAGUAAACCUAUCGCUCCGGGCCCAACAGGUAUCCUUGUCGGCAACAUCCCUCUCUACCUAUUCCUCCUGGUCACCUUCCUGAGCCUUCUCAGCUGUGUCUUCAUCAACAUCUUCCUGGUCUGCUGUCUGGUCAAGCGACGUUCCUCCAAGAAGCGAAACCUCGCGAAAAACUCGGACGUCAAACUGAAAAAGAUUGAAACCGUGCAUUCGGACAAAGAGAGUAUGACCGCCACGGAAACCCUGGAUUCACUGUCCCGCCGCGACCAAUCAGAGUACUCCAAGGACCCGUACUCCGACGACGAGCGUAGCUACGACAGCCGGCGCUACGGUGACCGUCGCUAUGACGACGAUGGCUUCAGCGACCGCGCUUACAGCGACCAGUACGACGACAGCGAGCGGCGGCCCGUCACGCCGUCACGUCGUGAACCGGGAUCCGGGUACCACAACGCCGGGUACCGACCACCGUCCUACUCGGCCAGCUGGGACAGCUUUGCUCGUACCCCGAGCGUCAUGACCGACCUGAUGAGUGAGGAUCAAGAGGAGCGCGACUACGCAGACCAGCUGCGACGCAAGCAGGCCCAGCUGACCUCGGCCCCGCCCUCCACCGGUAAACCCUACGAGUACCAGUCCUCGGUCACCCCGAGCCCGGUACCCAGCAGUCUGGGUAAUUUCGUCCAGCUGACCAAGGCGCGGCCUGCUGAUAGCCAGGCCGGCAGUGAAGAAGGAUUCCUGGUGUGAUGAUGAUGAUGAUGCAGAAUUUGAAGGACGGAAAAAGCUUAUUUUUUAGCCUAUGAGGGCGCUGUUACAACAGGGGGGGGGGGUGUUAAACCAUAGAUUUCUUAAAUGGACCGUUCCAUUAAGCCCUGCCCAUGAUGUUUUGACCAAUCACAGCCGUGAUUAAUUUCGACAUGCGUGCACGUUUAUCCGACACGUGGGAUAUAAACUGGUCUUGGCCAAAGACUGGCUUGGGAUGUGAUCCCCCAAUACAUCAGCCAGUCCCUGACAAAUGUGGUAUCUGAUAUGGUGGUCAGUGCCAUAGCGAAGGGGGGACCUGGGGGAGGGGCCCCCCACAAAUUCCCCAUGUGCC
Molecule: messenger RNA, 4123 nt
Organism: Patiria miniata (bat star)
Lineage: Eukaryota; Metazoa; Echinodermata; Asteroidea; Valvatida; Asterinidae
Product: nephrin-like
Exons: 22
Coding region: 1-3774 (1257 amino acids)
Molecular function (GO): protein binding
Source: RefSeq, a predicted model, not a curated record